Molecule: messenger RNA, 1642 nt
Organism: Pseudomyrmex gracilis
Lineage: Eukaryota; Metazoa; Arthropoda; Insecta; Hymenoptera; Formicidae
Gene: Rtca
Product: RNA 3'-terminal phosphate cyclase
Exons: 8
Coding region: 263-1402 (379 amino acids)
Biological process (GO): RNA processing
Cellular component (GO): nucleus
Molecular function (GO): RNA-3'-phosphate cyclase activity
Source: RefSeq, a predicted model, not a curated record
CACAGAAUUUUAUAUACUCGUUUAUUUUCUCCGACUGACGUGUGAACAAUUGUUGUUUAUUUCCGUCGCGGACGGAAACAAAUGCUUUGACAGAUGUUCGCGAUCGUCGAAACGAAAGAUAAUCUUCUCUCGCUGCGGAAAUUUGCGACGCGCAAGUUGGAAUAAUACGCGCGGUCGGCGCGCUGAAAAUAAACGCGGAACCGCGGAACUCUGCUCCGUGAAACGCGGCAGGGCGUUUGAACUGCUCAGGAACUGUCGCGUCAUGUCGUCCCUCGUGAAAAUAGACGGCAGUCAGGGCGAGGGUGGUGGACAAGUGUUGAGAGUUGCUCUUAGUCUGAGCGCGCUGUAUGGCAUUCCUGUUGAAAUUGAAAACAUAAGAGCUGGAAGACCCAAGCCUGGUCUCGCAGCACAGCACUUAAAAGGUGUGGAACUUGUCAGAGACAUGUGUAACGCCCGUGUCAGAGGUGGAUACAUAGGAUCAACACGCUUGGAAUUUCAUCCCGGUCCGUUUGACAGGAACAAGUUGACAUUCGUAGCUGAUACGCAAACUGCCGGUUGCAUUUGCUUGCUGGCACAAGUGGCUGUGCCCUGCGCGCUUUUCUUUCCCCACAGCGACACGAUCACUCUUAUUCUUAAAGGUGGUACAAACGUUCCCAUGGGUCCGCAAAUAGAAUAUCUGACGGAGGUGUUCAAGCCGAUUUUGAACAAAUUCGGAGCGGACUUUAAUUUCACAGUUGUGAGAAGGGGAUAUUAUCCGAAGGGAGGAGGCGAGCUGCGUUUAGACAUAAAGCCGGUCAGUAGUUUAAAUGCAAUCUCUUUACUCGAUCCGGGAGUUCCAGAAAGAAUAACAGGAUGGUCUUACGUGGCUGGAGCGGUUCAUAUAAACCAAGCCAAAGAAAUGGCCUAUGAUGCCACGGCAAUUUUGAGAAAUAAAUUAGCGCAACACAACGUUAAGGUGCCGUCAAUUACGAUCGAGCCUUACAGGGAAGACAGAGCAGUAGCUGUUGGAAAUGGAUGUGGCAUCAAUAUAGUGUGCACCACUAAUACCGGAUGCGUUCUCGGCGGUUCCGGCUUGGGUUCCAACCGAACGGAGGAACAGUCGCCGGCUGAAACGGCGGCCUACGGGAUUCUGAAACCGCUUCUGGCGGGCUCAUGCGUUGACGAACAUACGCAAGAUCAGAUGAUAAUCUUAAUGGCACUAGCGAAAGGAACUUCGAGGAUCAAACUCGGACAGACGAAGCUCACUUGCCAUACGGAGACGGCCAUGCAGAUAGCGGAGAUGAUGUUGGGUAAACACGGGCUUCGUUUCAAUCUUUCGGAAAGCGCCGAAAGCGGCGAUACAUCGUCCCUCGUUCUGGAGUGCCAGGGGUGCGGACUGAUUAACGACGGACUGGAUAAAUAAUGACCUCGUGAUAUCUUGUAAUUUGUCGUUGACACAAUGUGAUUAACAAUUGUAGGUGUUGCAUCGAUCAGAUAAGUAAUUCGCGUUUGCCGCUAAAUACCAAGUUUUUAUGUUAUAAAAGCACUCACUUUUUUUUAAAUAUAUACACACAAUAUAUAAUAUACACACAUAAAUGUUAUAUAUGAUAUGUAUCGUACACUGAAAGAACAUACCAAUUUGAAAUGAAUGAUUUGUAACUCA